AUGUCCGACGAGCACAAGUGCAGCGCCACCUCCACUCCUCACAAGGACGAGCACCAGCACCAUGGCACCAAGACGAGCCCGGUUCUCGCGCCCGGAACUCACGGAGGUGACGACCACUCGCACGACCACGACGAGAAGCACUGCGACAAGGAGGGCCAUGAUCACGCCAAGGCCCACACUCAUGCUCGCCAGGGACACGCCGCCCACCCCGACAACCACAAGGAGGACCAUCAU
Messenger RNA from Mesorhabditis spiculigera, 234 nucleotides. Lineage: Eukaryota; Metazoa; Nematoda; Chromadorea; Rhabditida; Rhabditidae. The record is from the annotation of a GenBank genome assembly.